Aphanomyces invadans is the source of this 723-nucleotide messenger RNA. RefSeq lists its product as hypothetical. Gene Ontology annotation, biological process: protein acetylation. Gene Ontology annotation, molecular function: N-acetyltransferase activity. The transcript has 2 exons. The coding region runs from base 22 to 606 and encodes 194 amino acids. NCBI's taxonomy places the organism in Eukaryota, Oomycota, Saprolegniomycetes, Saprolegniales, Verrucalvaceae. The record is from RefSeq and is a predicted model, not a curated record.
GUGAUAUUGUGUCAUUGUUCGAUGCGCAUUGCGGUGAAGGUUCAAGGAGACCGUGUCCGGCUGGUUCCGUACGCGGCCCGACAUGUGCUCAAGUACCACGAGUGGAUGAAGGAUCCGUUCUUGCUGGAGAUGACGGCGUCGGAGCCGCUGUCCCUGGAGGAAGAGCAACAGAUGCAGGUGACUUGGCGGGAGGACCCAACGAAAGCAACCUUCAUUGUGUUCGCCCAUGACGCAGGUGACGAGGAAACCGAGGACGAAAUGGCUGGCGACGUCAACUUGUUCUUCAACGACGACGAAGACGUGGCGAAUUGUGAAAUCGACAUCAUGGUGGCGGAAGCGCGUUAUCGAGGGAAAGGCAUCGGUCGCGAAGCUGUCCUGCUCAUGAUGUCGUACGCCGUCGUACACUGGAAAGUGCAUCGCUUCUACUGCAAGAUCAACGAAGCGAACGAAGCUUCGUUGGGCCUGUUCCGCAAAUUAGGCUUUGUCCAAUGCAACUACGUCGCGGCGUUCCACGAGAUCGAACUCGAGUUUCUCCUAAAUGACGUAAAUCGCGACGCAUUCGUCCAGCGGCUCGAGCGCGCCACCCUCAUGCCGGCCGUCGCUUGACUCGUAGGUCUUCAUGUUGACUUCCUCACUUGACAACGGUUUGUUAUAAUUCCAUUAGACUUGAUGAAAAAUGUCCAAUCUUUAAUACAAACUGCAACCAUGCAUUUUUUAAAUGCA